UUGCUUUGGGUUGCACGACGCGGGGAUGUGGAAGAUAUUCGCAGUGCAGUGGAAAUGGGGGCCGACGUGAACGCAAAGGAUCGAAGUGGAUGCACCGCAUUGGCUCAGGCUGCCGCGGGAGGGCUCAUUGACGUGGUGCGUUUCCUGGUUAGAGAGUGCGAGGCGGAUGUAAAUGCCAGCAACAACUGGGGGGUCACAGCGCUAGCGGGGGCGGCUGCUUAUGGGCACCUCGACGUAGUUCGGUACCUGGCCGCCAACGACGAGGUUGAUGCGAAUAUGGCUAACAAUUGGGGAGACACCGCUCUAAUGGAGGCCGCUGCUAACGGGCACGUUAACUUUGCCCGGUACCUGGUUGAUAGCGGGGUUGAUGCACAUUUCAGCGACUGUUGCGGAGCCACGGUACUGAUGCGGGCCGCAGCGGAAGGGCGAGUUGAAGUCGUUCGGAAUCUC
Phytophthora sojae is the source of this 450-nucleotide messenger RNA. RefSeq lists its product as hypothetical. Gene Ontology annotation, molecular function: protein binding. The annotation marks the transcript as partial. The record is from RefSeq and is a predicted model, not a curated record. NCBI's taxonomy places the organism in Eukaryota, Oomycota, Peronosporomycetes, Peronosporales, Peronosporaceae. The transcript has 2 exons.